AUGGAAACGAUUCGGUUGGUUGGUCCAGAUGUUCCUCUAUAUGCAGUUACUGGUUCUGAUCUUGUUCUGCCUUGUUUAAUUGAACCCAAAACCAGUGCAGUGGACAUGAGAGUGGAGUGGUUCAGGCCAGACACAGAAAACUCACUAGUACAUCUUUAUAAAGAUCACACAGUAAUUAAUUCAGGGCAAAGUCCAUCUUACAUAGGGAGAACAGCUUUAUCUGACGAGAUGCUGGAAAAAGGAGACCCCUCACUGCUGUUAAAUAAUGUUCAAGUUUCUGAUGAGGGGAAAUACACAUGUUACAUUGUUGCUGAAACCUGGUAUGAUGAGUUAACUGUUCAAGUAAAAGUUGAAGCUGUUGGAACAGAGCCACUGAUAACUCUGGAGAGCUUUGAUCAUUCAGGAGGAUUCAGUCUAUUGUUUGAAUCUAAAAACUGGUGGCCUGAACCAGAGGUUCUGUGGCUGGGUGAUGAGGGAAUCAACCUGAGUGGUGGAGUAACAGAAACACACAGAGACGGAGAAUUCUUUAGUGUUCAACAACGUAUCACUGUACUCAACGGUGACGCAGGCAGGUUCUACUGCAGAGUCCAACAGAGACAUCACAUGAAGGAGAACGAGUUCAUCAUCUCUAAUCAGAUUUUCUCAGCAUGGAAAACUGCUGUCUCAGCAUGGAAAACUGCUGUCAUCUGUGUUUCAGUUGGAAGUUUGAUCAUGAUCAUAGGAAUUGGGUUUGUAGUUUUCAUGAGUUGGAAAGUUAAAAGAUGGAGAAAGGAGUACGCUGAGAAAGUGCUUGAAGUCCAAACAUCCCUAGAAAAGCCUGGUUAUAAUCGUCUACAUGGAGUUGAUUUUUCUCCUGUUCAGUGGGCAGCGGUGGUGGUUGCUUUAUGUAACUCAGAUAUGGAAGAGUUUACUCUGGAAGAAUACAUGUCAUCAGAUGAAGGGGUUCGAAGACUGCUGCCACUGUCGGCUAAAGCUAACGCCGGGGUAUACGCUUCCCCGUGCUUUAUAGCGCUUACCGGCUCGGGGAUCUUUGUAGCGUCAUUGGCGCUUCCCUUGUGA
Molecule: messenger RNA, 1059 nt
Organism: Trichomycterus rosablanca
Lineage: Eukaryota; Metazoa; Chordata; Actinopteri; Siluriformes; Trichomycteridae
Product: butyrophilin-like protein 2
Exons: 7
Coding region: 1-1059 (352 amino acids)
Biological process (GO): T cell receptor signaling pathway; regulation of cytokine production
Cellular component (GO): external side of plasma membrane
Molecular function (GO): signaling receptor binding
Source: RefSeq, a predicted model, not a curated record